This is a messenger RNA of Pipistrellus kuhlii (Kuhl's pipistrelle), 1289 nucleotides long. RefSeq names its product leukocyte immunoglobulin-like receptor subfamily A member 5. Lineage: Eukaryota; Metazoa; Chordata; Mammalia; Chiroptera; Vespertilionidae. The transcript has 5 exons. Gene Ontology annotation, biological process: cytokine-mediated signaling pathway. Gene Ontology annotation, molecular function: inhibitory MHC class I receptor activity. The coding region runs from base 87 to 791 and encodes 234 amino acids. The record is from RefSeq and is a predicted model, not a curated record.
UCCUGAUUCGCCACAUCCUGUGCGUCUCUGUCCUUCAGGCCCAGACCUCCUCCAUCCGCAGAGCGGGAGCCCUCAGAGCAGACGCCAUGACGUCCAUCCUCUCUGCUCUUCUCUGCCUCGGGCUGAGUCUGGGCCUGAGGACCCAUGUGAAAGCAGGGACCCUCCCCAAACCCGCCCUCUGGGCUGAGUCAGGCCGUGUGAUCCCUUAUGGGAGCUCUUUGACACUCUGGUGUCAGGGGAACCUGAAGGCUCAGGAGUACCGUCUGUAUGCAGAUGGCAGUCCUCGGUAUUUGGACACAGAGAAACUACUGGAGCCUGGAUACUGGGCUAAGUUCCUCAUUAAAGGAAAUUAUGCUGAGAGAUACACUUGUAACUACCUAAGCCCCAGGGGCUGGUCAGAGCGCAGUGACCCCCUGGAGCUGGUGGUGACAGGACUCUACAGCAAACCCAGCCUCUCAGCCCUGCCCAGCCCUGUCCUGCCCUCAGGAGGGAACGUGAUCCUCCAGUGUGGCUCAUUGCAGCCAUUUGACAGGUUCCUUCUGACUAAGGAAGGAGAUCACAGGCUCUCCUGGACCCUGGAUUCACAGCACAAGCCCAAUAGAGGGUACCAGGCCCUUUUCCCUGUGGGCCCCAUGACCCCAGGCCACAGAUGGAUGUUCAGAUGCUAUGGCAAUUUUAGGAGGUAUCCCCAGAAGUGGUCUGACCCUAGUGACCCCUUGGAUCUAACAGUCUCAGGCUCUGAGGAUCGGUCUCUCCCACCCACAGAGUCAGGCACACAGACGGGUAAGUGAGUGGCUCUGUGGGGAAGUGGUUGGAGCCGCCACAGGGACAGCGGCUGAUUCAUGCAGGGAUUCAGGCCCCUCUGAAGUCUCUCACUUGGACCUGCCCUUCCCCUGUCUGGGCCUCAGUGUCUCCAGGUGUAAAAGGAGAGAGUCCUUGUCCAGAGCUUAGAUUUCCUGUCAGUUCUGGCCCUGACCUCCUGGGAGAGGGCCUCACAGGGAAGCUCCCAGGACAUGAUGUUAUGGGGCCUGUCCCCUCUGUCUCAGUGACGGUGACACUGUACAGGGAGGGACAGGCAGGACAAGGGUCUAGGUACCCAAUCCUCCCCCUCAGCUCAGGCUCAGCUCAGAGGAGGGAACAGGGUGGAUCAGCCCUGGGUCAGCUCCUGGCUCUGCUGCUCUUGCUGAGGGCCUAGGCAGUCUCUUCUCUGCUCUGAGUGUUGGGUUCCUGUCUGCUCAACCCUGGUCCCAUCCUGCUCACAGGCUGCUGGGAGAUGAGGUGACAUAAGG